This is a messenger RNA of Encephalitozoon cuniculi GB-M1, 3123 nucleotides long. RefSeq lists its product as uncharacterized. NCBI's taxonomy places the organism in Eukaryota, Fungi, Microsporidia, Unikaryonidae. The record is from RefSeq and is marked provisional. The coding region runs from base 1 to 3123 and encodes 1040 amino acids. The transcript has a single exon.
AUGGUUGUUAGAUGGAGGGAUGCAGAGCUUAUGUUUAGAGGAAGGAGGCUGAGGUUUGAGGAGAAGAUCAUCGGAGCAGGAAGAGUCAAGAGAUGGGUUGUUGUUUGCACCCAAUCGAGGAUUUGCUUCUACGGGGACGAGGACAUGACGCUGACGCGGCCAAUAAAAGCUGCGGUUGUGAAGAAUGAAGGGGUCUAUUACCACAACAAAGAAAACAACCAUGUUAUGCUUGUUUCGAAUCCCUUUGAGCCCGAGGAAUUUGUGUUUUUCCACCGUGGGUUCGUUCUCAGGGAGGUUGUAUCGGGGGAGAUGGUUUUAGAGAGGACUGGGGGAUACCUACUCAGGAAUGUUGGAAGGGGGAGGGCGUUGACGCAAGGCAUGACAGGAUCUUCGUGUUCGGACAAGGACGACGAUAACUUUGACGAGAUCAACAGAACAAGAGUUCUGACUGUCUGCAAGGUGGAGGAAGGCAUGAGAUGUCUUGUUGAAGAUUAUGAAGAGGAGGAGAGGCACGAAUGUGGCAUGAAUGUAGAGAUUGUCGACUAUGACGGCUUCAUGGUAGGGAUCCACGGAAACGCAGCAUCGUUUGUCAGACUAGGGAGCAGUAAAGGAGGGGUGAAGAGAAGCAAGCUUCUGUCGGAGGUGAAUAUAAAGCUUGAGAAGGAGGUUGAGUGCCUUGUAAAGUACAAGAUGAGGAUUUCAAGGGGCAAGUGUCUUGAGUUUUUGAGGAUUAAUGACAUGCUGUUUCUCGGAAACGAGGUUGUGUGUCCUUCAAUUGAAGAGAGUCUCUGGCCAGGGUCAAGGGUUUCGAGGGCAUGGAUGUGUGACUACAGCCGGCCCUUUUGGAUGGGGAUGAGCGAGGUGGAGAAGAAUCUGCUUUCGUGCUACCCGAGGGCCAUGCAAAAGGUGUUUAUGGGGAUGUUUCUUCGAAGCAAGGAGAAGCGGUUUGACGUGCUGGAGCCCACGAGGGAAGUUGUGGAUAGGAUUAACAGGACUUUAGAAGAGUGGCUGGCCAGAUGCAGAAGUGUCUGGGAGUUUUUGAGUCUGGAGAUUCCACAGAUAGAGGGCCUGAGGACUGUGGAGAGGUGCAGGGAGCUGGUUAGCUAUACCUAUCCCUUUCUAACGGGGAUUAAUGAUGUGAUGAAAGUGAAGUACAGAAGAAUCAUGAGAUGUAACCUCGAUGCCAUUGGGAACCUGAAGUAUCCUGACAUCAUGAAUCUUGGGUACAGAGUGAUUUACAUGGAGACGAAGAAGAAUGAGGUACUCAGAAGCACAAGGCCUGUGCGGUCCAUUAGAAGGCUGUGCAAAAUCACUGAGCGGCACUUUGGAGACCCGCGGAUGGAAGAGGUGUUUUCUCUGUUUGACGAGAGUCCAAGAGUAUUUGAGAUUGACGAGUAUGAUCUGGAAAACAAGAAGGAAAAAGGAUAUGUCUUGAGGAUGGCGUCAAACAUAGGGAGGGCAUAUUUGUUCUACGGCUCUGGAGUGUCUAAGGACAGAUAUGGGUCCAAGCAGCUGAAGUUCCCCAUCCACAAGAACGGGGAGCUGAGCGAGAUCGAGAUCAAGGAGAAUGGCUGGACUGACUGGCCUAUAUUCAACCACUCCGUCUUCAGAGGCUGUGGGUUGAGCCCCUACGAUGAGAUGUCACAUGACUUUAUAGAAUCAAGAAUCCUUGAUUUCAUAUCCACAGGAGCGGGGAGUGAAUUUGAAGUAGCUGGAAAAGUAUUUUCAUUUGGGCUCCAGGGCCGUCUUCUUGGCCUUCAUCCGCAGAAACUUGCACAGCUUGUCUCCCCAAAGCAUCCUGUGAUAUCCAUGGCGCUGCUUGCAGGCAUGGGCAUAAGCUACAUUGGCAAGAGGGACGACCCGCUGGGAAGGAUGUAUCUCCACUACCUCAAGUCUGGACAGCCUCUGUACAUCCACGUUGGAUGCAUUGUUGGGCUUGGAAUGCUGUACGCAGGAAGCGGAAACGUCCUUAUCAAGGAUGUGCUGACAGUGGAGGCGAACAGAAAGGGGGUCUUCUGGAACGAGCAGUACAACCGGGGAAACAAGAUAUGGUACGACUACACAUAUAGAGUCAUGGCGUCUUUCUCGAUUUCUAUGCUGUACAUGAAGACGAGCCCCGAGAUGUUCAGGUUUAUAGAGUUGAAAGACUCCCUUUGUGAGCUUCUUACCAACGGCAUUGUUCUUUUUGGAAGCAAACAAACGAGGUUUUUGAACAGGUUCCGGAGAUCAGAUGCAAACAGACCUGAGGAGGUUCUGUACUCGGAGCUCUUUUCGCUCGGGAUAUCAAUGGACGAGCGUCUGAACUCUAUUGUUGAGGACGUAAAGAGGAGAGUUCACAGCGCCGGCCUUUACGAGCUGUAUAGACUAUCUGGGAAGAUACUGUAUGUAGCUGUCUACCUGCUAUACAGGGAAGAGGUGGUGGAUCUUGAGGGAGCCCUUUUCAAAGCCAUUCUAGAGGUAUGCCUUCUUGCAGAAAGGGCAAUGAAGGACAACCACGAGUCUAAGGUGCUGUUUGAUGUGUCUCUUAUGUCUCUUUCGCUGAUAUCAAACUCCUCCUGCAAUAUUGACGUCAUCAGGAUUCUAAGAAGGCAGAUCAAGAUGACGGAGACAGGAAGGUUUCUAUCUGAGCAGACAGACUUCUUCUUUACGUCGAGCAGAUGCAAGCAAGAGACCCAGCUCUCGAUGAGAUACGGCGACAUCGAGAGGUACAAGCUGUGCCUCGGGAUAGUGACCUGCGGGAUGGGGACUCUGAAGAUUUCUACUUCCUUCCACCUAGUUUUGGACAUAGUCUCCACCCUUUUCAUCCACUUCCCGAUUUCCCCGGUGGACCAGGAGUAUUUCAACAUGGUCAGAUACUUUCUUCUCCUUUCGAUGAGGGAGAAUCCAAGCGGCUUCAAAAGCACCAUGAGAUACUUGAGGCAGGGCAACAAAGGAAGCAGGAGGAGACUGAGGGCUGAUAUGUCCAACAUCAACAAGAUCUUCCUGAAGGAGUACUCAGCAGCAUCGGAUGUAGACAAAAAGUUCGUUAUUGAUGUACUGACGGAUUUCUACGAGCAGCACGGCGACAAGGACAAUCUGCUUGACAUAGAAAUGCUGAAGAAUAUAGCUUGCAGGACACCCUGA